AUGGCCAAGACGCCUCCACUGACCUCGUCUACACUACCCACCAACUCCAGCACCGCUCCUGUGCCAGAAGGAGGCAUCACUUGUGGCGCAACAGAAGGGAGCAUUACUUGUGAUGGUGCAACAGAAGGGGGCACCACUUGUGAUGGUGCAACAGAAGGAGGCAGCACUUGUGAUGGCGCAACAGAAGGAGGCACCACUUGUGAUGGUGCAACAGAAGGGGGCACCACUUGUGAUGGUGCAACAGAAGGAGGCAGCACUUGUGAUGGCGCAACAGAAGGAGGCAUCACUUGUGAUGGUGCAACAGAAGGAGGCAUCACUUGUGAUGGCACAACAGAAGGAGGCAUCACUUGUGAUGGCGCAACAGAAGGAGGCAUCACUUGUGAUGGCGCAACAGAAGGAGGCAGCACUUGUGAUGGCGCAACAGAAGGGAGCAUCACUUGUGAUGGCGCAACAGAAGGGGGCAUCACUUGUGAUGGCGCAACAGAAGGAGGCAUCACUUGUGAUGGCGCAACAGAAGGGAGCAUCACUUGUGAUGGCGCAACAGAAGGGAGCAUCACUUGUGAUGGCGCAACAGAAGGGGGCAUCACUUGUGAUGGCGCAACAGAAGGGAGCAUCACUUGUGAUGGCGCAACAGAAGGGAGCAUCACUUGUGAUGGCGCAACAGAAGGAGGCAUCACUUGUGAUGGCGCAACAGAAGGAGGCAUCACUUGUGAUGGCGCAACAGAAGGAGGCAUCACUUGUGAUGGCGCAACAGAAGGGGGCAUCACUUGUGAUGGCGCAACAGAAGGAGGCAUCACUUGUGAUGGCGCAACAGAAGGGAGCAUCACUUGUGAUGGCGCAACAGAAGGGAGCAUCACUUGUGAUGGCGCAACAGAAGGAGGCAUCACUUGUGAUGGCGCAACAGAAGGAGGCAUCACUUGUGAUGGCGCAACAGAAGGAGGCAUCACUUGUGAUGGCGCAACAGAAGGAGGCAUCACUUGUGAUGGCACAACAGAAGGGGGCAUCACUUGUGAUGGCGCAACAGAAGGAGGCACCACUUUUGAUGACGCAAUAAAAAGGGGGGGGGAAGCACCACCUGUGAUGACGCAACGCAAGAAGCAGCCUCCACCACCACCAGUGACGCAACUCAAGCAACCUAUCCAGGCAGCGAGAGGUAAAUUAUAUCAAGGAAGUUGA
Molecule: messenger RNA, 1176 nt
Organism: Procambarus clarkii (red swamp crayfish)
Lineage: Eukaryota; Metazoa; Arthropoda; Malacostraca; Decapoda; Cambaridae
Product: involucrin-like
Source: RefSeq, a predicted model, not a curated record